AUGGCAGAUCAACUACUUAUUCAUGAUGAUAUUAAACUGUACACUACAUCAGACAAGUUCUACUUCGAACCAACAAUCAAUCCAACUGAAGUGCUGGUAAUUGAUAGAAUAACUGGAGAGGCUACUGUCAAAGACAUAAAUGCAGUUAAGAUCCCAAUACCGGCGAAUGCCUACAAGCCGGUGUGUGGCUUCCUCGGCUCCAUAAAGCUCAUAUCGGGAUUAUAUUUAGUUGUUGCUAAGUAUAGAAUAUUGGUAGGUAAAAUAAAUGGUCAAGACAUAUAUCAGUUGGCUGGCACAGAUAUAAUACCAUAUGCACGCUCCAAUACACAUCUUACCAACAAACAGGUGGAGGAUAAUAACACGUAUGAGCGUAUGCUGCGUUUGGCUUUAGAUACUCCUGGUAUGUAUUUCUCAUACGGCUACGACCUGACCCACUCUAUGCAGAGAUUGCAUUCGGUAGCACCGGAUUUCCAUAAGAUGUCGCUGGCCAGCCGAGCUGAUUCCAGGUUCCUAUGGAACGGUCACCUGUUGAAGGAAUACUCUCACCAGCAGUUUGCGAGGUUCGCUCUACCCAUCAUACAGGGCUUCGUGGCAGUGAAUCGUGUGAGUGUGAAGGGUCAUCAAUUAGUCUGGUCCUUGGUCUCCCGGAGGAGUGUGGAAAGAGCUGGCACCAGGUUGUUCACGAGAGGUAUUGAUGGACAGGGCAACGUAGCAAACUUCGUGGAGACGGAACAGAUCAUAGAGCGUGGUGGUGAGAAGUCUUCGUUCCUUCAGACCAGGGGUUCGAUACCGUUGUACUGGAGCCAGUACCCUGACCUCAAGUACAAGCCGGCUGUGGCCCUCGCUCCAGAGGACCACGUGGCCGCUUAUACUAGACACCUAAGGGACCAGCUACAGCGGUACGGAAACCAGGUCUUGCUAAAUUUGAUCGACCAGCAUGGUAAGGAAGAAGCGCUUGAGCGUGGCUAUCGUGCAGCUGUAGCAGCAGCAGCACUUCCAGCUGUACGCUACGAGCCGUUCGACUUUCACGCUGAGUGUCGCCGGAUGCGUUAUGACCGGUUAUCCGUGCUAUUGGAUCGAGUAGCCCACGAACAGACAGAGUUCGGUUACUUCGUGUCCCGCGGCGGUACGGUGCUGCUACGUCAGUCAGGAGUGUUCCGUACUAACUGUGUGGAUUGUCUGGAUCGUACUAACGUGGUUCAGAGUUUAUUGGCGAGGAGACAGCUUCUGGCUGUGCUGAGACUACUGGCGGUCACUACAGAUGAUGAUCAGGACACGCACUUUGAUAGCCUAUUCAAUACGGUAUGGGCCGAUCAUGCAGAUAUGAUCUCCACUCAGUACUCCGGCACUGGAGCCCUAAAGACAGAUUUUACUAGAACUGGCAAACGGACCCGACUUGGUCUGUUGAGAGAUGGCAUCAACUCACUCACAAGAUACUACAAGAAUAACUUCAGCGAUGGGUUCAGACAGGAUGCCAUAGAUCUGUUCCUGGGCAAGUAUAUAGUUGUUGAUGGUGAGGGCAACACCGCUCUAUGUCCAUUGAGAAGACAGCGCGACUGGAAGUAUUUCACUUUGCCGUCCCUCCUACUCGUGGGUCUGUCCAUGAUGUUCGCGGGGACAAUGCUGCCUCGUGGGUCAGGUCUAAUGAUGUACCUCAUGUUCUGGGGCGCGUGUGUAGGAGCCACUAUCAACUUUAUAUUCAGACAUGGUCCUGAGUUUGUGGAUUGGCCACGUCUAGAGGGAGUGAACCCUCGCAGGCCGCUGUCUUCUUUAUGA
Messenger RNA from Danaus chrysippus (African queen), 1776 nucleotides. The record is from the annotation of a GenBank genome assembly. NCBI's taxonomy places the organism in Eukaryota, Metazoa, Arthropoda, Insecta, Lepidoptera, Nymphalidae.